This is a messenger RNA of Talaromyces marneffei, 2607 nucleotides long. RefSeq lists its product as uncharacterized. Lineage: Eukaryota; Fungi; Ascomycota; Eurotiomycetes; Eurotiales; Trichocomaceae. Gene Ontology annotation, cellular component: nucleus. The transcript has 8 exons. Gene Ontology annotation, molecular function: DNA helicase activity; hydrolase activity, acting on acid anhydrides, in phosphorus-containing anhydrides; DNA binding. Gene Ontology annotation, biological process: establishment of sister chromatid cohesion; nucleobase-containing compound metabolic process. The record is from RefSeq and is a predicted model, not a curated record. Bases 1 to 2607 code for a protein of 868 amino acids.
AUGGACCUUGACACACAACGAGAGAAAUUCUACCAUCCCUAUACACCCUAUGACAUCCAACUCCAGUUUAUGAGCUCCCUCUAUGACUGCAUUGAAGCAGGCAAAGUUGGAAUAUUCGAAUCCCCGACAGGGACUGGUAAAUCGUUGAGCUUAAUAUGUGGCGCUUUGACGUGGCUGCGCGACCACAAGCGCAAAGAAUUCCUCAAGUCGAUAGAUGGAUUGUCUGCUGAUGACGGCGAGCCGGAAUGGAUGGUUGAGUAUGCUAAGAAGGAAAGAACACAGGCUCUGACCCAAAAAUGGAGAGAGCUAGAAGCGCGUCUUGCCAGGAUCAGAAAAGAGGAGGAAAGGAGGAGGAAACUGGCACAAAACGCUGCCCGGCCAAGUAAAAAACAGAAAACUGAUGUUGUGACUCCAAACACCGAGGAUGAUAGCUUCUUCGAGCUGGACGAGUAUGAGAGCGACACAGAAACAGCAAAAAGCGUCUCAAUUUCUGGGUUUAGCGGCAUAGAAGGGCUAUCUGCUAGCACUGUCGCAUUACUUGAUCGCUUCAAAGGCCGAGUCACAGGUCAAAAAGACAAUGAAGGCGACAACGAAAACCAAACCAGAAUCUACUACUGUUCGCGUACUCACUCACAACUGUCUCAGUUUGCCCAAGAGCUUCGAAGAGUGAAUCUUCCAUCAAGUCUUCCAUCGCUGCAGGAGAGUGCAGAAGGAGAAAAACAGGAACAUACCGAGCUGGAAGAAGUUAUCAAACAUUUGACUUUGGGGUCUCGCAAACAACUCUGCAUAAAUCCUCGAGUUUCCAACCUCGGAAAUGCCACGGCAAUCAAUGAGCGUUGUAUGGAACUUCAACAAUCCGGUGUUGCGGCCGACAAAAGGUGUUCGUAUCUACCAACCAAAGAGUCCGAGGGCAUGCUGUUCGAUUUUCGUGAUCGUGUAUUGUCUACAGUCCAAGAUAUCGAAGAUAUUAGCCAAGUUGGAAAGCAACUUGCCAUCUGCCCUUAUUAUGCAGCAAGGAAAGCUAUUGAUCAAUGCGAGAUCAUCACUCUUCCAUAUCCUCUGCUACUCCAAAGAUCCUCUAGAGAAGCUCUGGAUUUAUCCCUUCGAGAUCAUAUUGUCAUCAUCGACGAAGCACACAAUUUAAUGGAUGCCAUCUCAAAUCUACAUUCUGUUUCCGUCACUUUGGAGCAGCUCCGAACUUCACUAUUUCAGCUUACAACAUACGCUCGAAAAUUCCAGACACGGCUCAAGGGCAAAAACCGUGUCUAUGUUACCCAAGUAAUUAGACUUGUGAGUGCCCUGGCAGAGAACCUUCAGUCUCUUUCCGAUAAACACAAGUCAUCGGAAGUUAUCGUUCAAUACUCGGAUCUCGUCUCAGGCAAAGGAGUCGACCAGAUUAAUCCCUACAAAUUGACGCGGUACUUGCAAGAGAGUAAACUAGCAAGAAAAGUUGAUGGCUACGUCGAGAAUGCCAAUAAUCAAGAUGGAAAAGUGAACAAUGGCAAGGCGACACGUGAAAAGACUACAAUACCAGUGCUUUUCCAAGUACAGAGCUUCAUCUUGACGUUGAUGAAUCCUUCGGAUGAGGGCCAGCUGUUCCUCAACAAAGCGGACGGUGGCGUACUUUUAAGAUAUCUGCUACUAGAUCCCACCAGUCACUUCAGAGAUAUCGUUGACGAAGCGCGUACAGUCAUUCUAGCAGGAGGUACCAUGUCACCAAUGUCGGAUUAUUCCGAUCAUUUAUUCUCUUAUGUGUCACCAGAAAAGCUGGACACUUAUAGCUUUGGACAUGUCAUUCCACCGAAGAAUUUGACAGCACGCAUACUCACCAAGGGUGUACUUGGAAGCGACUUCAACUUUACAUUCGAUCAGCGAAAUUCCGAUUCGAUGAUUACAGAUCUGGGUCAGACAAUAGCAAAUAUCUGUGCCGUAAUUCCAGAUGGUGUUGUUGUCUUCUUCCCCAGCUAUGACUACUUGAACCAGGUACUCAACGCCUGGAGAAAGCCAAACAAGACCGGAGGAGCUGUCUCGAUAUUCGCAGAGAUUGAGAAGUAUAAACCGAUAGUUUAUGAGAGCAAUAACCACAAAAAAGAAAGCAACACGGAUGAUACCCUUUUGGAAUAUUCAAAGAAAGUCGAAUCUGGUUCUGGGGCAUUACUACUCUCUGUCGUCGGAGGUCGACUCUCAGAAGGCAUCAAUUUCUCCGACAAACUAGGCAGGGGUGUCUUGAUAGUUGGACUACCAUUUCCAAAUAUUCAUUCAGCUGUCUGGAAAGCGAAAAUUGGCCACAUUGAAAAACAAACAUAUGCAAAACUAACUCAAAAUGAGACAGAAUUGCCUGUGUCCAGACGACGAGAAGCCGAGACAGCUGCCAAAGCAGCGGGAAGAGACUUUUUUGAGAAUUCGUGUAUGAGAGCGGUAAAUCAAUGCAUUGGAAGAGCAAUUCGGCAUAGGAAUGAUUAUGCGGCUAUUGUUUUGAUUGACAGGAGGUAUGAGACGCAGCGGAUUCAGGGGAAGUUACCGACAUGGAUCCGACAAAGUCUGGCGUCUUCUGCUACUUCUAAUAUUCGGGGUGACCUUAUCUCAUUUUUCAAGACACAUCAAUAG